Molecule: messenger RNA, 2427 nt
Organism: Thyridium curvatum
Lineage: Eukaryota; Fungi; Ascomycota; Sordariomycetes; Thyridiales; Thyridiaceae
Exons: 6
Coding region: 1-2427 (808 amino acids)
Biological process (GO): proteasome-mediated ubiquitin-dependent protein catabolic process
Cellular component (GO): GID complex
Molecular function (GO): protein binding
Source: RefSeq, a predicted model, not a curated record
AUGCCCCAUCCAUUUGAUCCGUUCUCAAAGGCGACAUCUGACUCGGAAUACAAGACAUCUUUCCUCAUCCACUUUCACCCAAACGGCCAGAGACUACCUCUACACUUUGCACAGACACACUACACACACAAAACACAACAUCCUGCGGCGCACUGCUUGGGCUUCUGGAGCCUUCUUGAGCAUCAGCGUUAUCUGCGGGACGCUGCCUCCCGCAGCAAACAAGACGAAGUGGCAGACGACACUCCCCAGCCGCAGUUCCCCAUCAACCUAUCCACCUCCGACGACCCAUCCACCACGCAACCCCCCAACCCUCCUAUCAACACAGUCUACUCAGCACAACAUACUACGCUAUCUUCUGGUCCUCAGCAGGACCGAACAGCACAAGGCGGCGAUCUCUUGAACGAACCCGCGGGUGUCAGUACCGCAGCAACGAAUCCACCAGCCCCUCCGCGCCCUGCUCCACGACAAGUCCUUGGGCGAAGGCAGCGUCCCGAGGCUGAAGAAGACGACGUCGGCGAGCCGGCUGGAGAUUCUGCAGUCUCUUCUGCAGCCCAGGGCUCCCCACACAACACUCGACGCCGAGCCAAGCGAAGACGAGCCGAAAUGUUGGGCGACGGAGAUGGAGACGCAAGUUCUAAUGGAGCUACAACGGCGGUAUCUAACGGGACACGUGCCCAAGGCAACUCCUUUGCGGCCUCAACCAAUGGAACUCGCAAGGCGGUGUUGUCUGAAUCCUUGAACGGUUCAUCGCAGAACGGGAAGCAGGUGGCAGAGCAAUCCGCAACCACUGCAUUCGGCCAUGACAGGGAGGAGGUCACUCGCAUUCUCAUCCAGGCUUUGUCCGACAUGGGCUAUUCUGAAGCGGCGGCAAGUGUCAGUGAAAAGAGCGGCUUCGCGCUAGAGAGUCCGACGGUCGCCAGUUUCCGUAAGGCCGUGCUGGAGGGGGAUUGGGCCUCAGCCGAGCAGCUGCUCAUUGGGGCAGCAACGGCAUCAGAAGACAGGACCGAGUCCGACAGCGGUCUGGUCCUUGCUCCCGGUGCCGACAAGAGUCUGAUGCGCUUUUGGCUGAGGCAGCAAAAGUUUCUAGAGCUCCUGGAGCAGCGAGAUACGGCGCAUGCCCUCGCCGUCUUGCGAAACGAGCUGACGCCGCUCUACCAAGACACCCAGAAGCUGCAUUUCCUCUCGAGCCUCCUCAUGUGCCAGUCUGCGGAAGAUCUGAAGGCCAAGGCGGACUGGGAUGGUGCUCGUGGACAGUCUCGGCAAUUGCUGCUGUCCGAACUCUCUCGAUCUAUCUCACCUUCUGUCAUGCUCCCGGAACAUCGUCUCGAGGUUCUGCUACAACAGGUAAAGGAACACCAGAUAGGCGUCUGUCUGUUUCAUACCAGCGCUGCGUCGCCGUCGCUGUACUCGGAUCAUUACUGCGAAAAGUGUGAUUUCCCUACAGAAGUAAUACACGAGUUGGACGCACACGCCGGCGAAGUCUGGCAAGUGGUCUUCUCUCACGAUGGUAAGCGGCUAGCUAGCUGUGGCGGAGACCGACACGUCAUAAUCUGGGAUGUGCCGUCCUUUGAAGUCUUGUUCAAGUUGGACGGGCAUGAAGGGGGUGUGGGCAAUAUCUGCUGGAGCCCAGACGAUAGCCUACUGGUUUCGUGUGGUCGGGAUAGAUAUGCUAGGAUAUGGGACAUGAAGGACGGCCUUUUCAAGACAGCCCUGGAGCGAUUCGAUGAACCGGUCAGCAGCUGUAUCUUUGCUCCGGACGGCCGAUCCAUCAUUGUCGGAUCGUUUGACAGAGAGCGUGCGCUAUGUCAGUGGGACCUGGAGGGCAACAGAAUGGUUUCAUGGACGAAGAAGCACAGAACCGAAGACUUGGCUGUGUCUCCGGACGGACGCUGGCUAGUAGCCAUGGACGACCAAAAUACGCUUCACGUCUACAAUUUCGUCACGCGGGAGCUGGAGUACGACAUGGACUUCAAGUCCCGGCCGACAUCAGUCAGCAUCAGCCAGGACUCGAGGUUCCUGCUCAUCAAUAAGACGGAUGGAGAGCUUCAGCUGCACAACCUCGGGUUCCGCGGCAAUCCAGUCAGGAAAUACAUUGGAGCGACAGGGGGCAAGUAUCUCAUCCGGAGUUCUUUCGGCGGCGCCAACGAAAGCUUUGUCAUUAGCGGAAGUGAAGAUGGGAAACUGGUGAUAUGGCACAAGAACUCGGGGAUCCUGGUGCACAAAGCCUCGGCGCACCAGCCUCGCUGCAACGCAGUGAGCUGGAACCCAGCGGAUCCUUGCGUGCUCGCAACAUGUGGUGACGACAGCAUCAUCAAGAUCUGGUCCAAUAGAAGUCGAGCGGCGAGGCAGAGGACAGGAAGGCCCUUGGCCUCCAACGGCAGCGGCCGCAUUUCAAACGGCAGCCGGCUUGAUCUUUUGGAGACUUAG